Molecule: messenger RNA, 1269 nt
Organism: Fonsecaea monophora
Lineage: Eukaryota; Fungi; Ascomycota; Eurotiomycetes; Chaetothyriales; Herpotrichiellaceae
Exons: 8
Coding region: 1-1269 (422 amino acids)
Source: RefSeq, a predicted model, not a curated record
AUGACCAACGACCCGACGGACCUGAAGAGCUUACUGGCUAGCCUCCCUUCCUGUGCAGCCGUCUGCGUCAACACACUCAUUGCCCAGUCGACCUGCGCUGUUAACGAUCUCGCCUGCGUCUGCCACGAUUCCAAGCUCGAGAAACAAAUCGAGCUAUGCGGCCAGGGGAACUGCACGAUUGAGGAUGCUUGGAAUGCCACGAGGCUGAUCAAGGUCGGCUGUGGCCACACUCGAGCCUCAGACACCACGACCUUCGUGGCCGUGACAGCUGUCUUUUUAGCGCUGGCCAUCCUGUUCUCCCUUCUUCGACUCUACAUUCGACCCCCAUUCAGCCCGCUGUUUCAUAUCGAUGAUGCUGUCAUGGCUUUUACAAUCCUCCCUGUCAUCACUUUUACGAGUAUCAACCUUGCUGCGGCCGACUAUGGGCUCGGGCAGGACAUUUGGCUUGUUCCGCCAGCCAAGGUCGAAAUGAUUCUCAAGUUUUUCUACGUCAACCAAUUCUUCUAUACCCUCAUUGGUGCCACCACGAGAGCAGCCAUCUUGCUCUUCUAUUUGAAGGUGUUCCCUCAACCACGAUUCCACAAAGUGACCUAUGCAGUGAUGGCCCUCUGCUUUGUGAACGCGGCCUCUUGGAUUAUCAUUGCUCUGAUUGAGUGUAAGCCUAUUUCGUAUCUUUGGCGCAUGGUCAGGGCGCCAGGCACUGGAAUGUGCAGAAUCAAUUUCCAGACUGCCAACACGGCAUUUGCGGCAACCAAUAUCGUUCUCGACGUCAUCAUCCUGGCGCUGCCGUUUCCGAUGGUGCUCAAACUUCAGAUUUCGCGAAUCAAGAAGCUGCAGGUGCUGAGCAUGUUCGGGGUGGGGUUCUUUAUCACCAUCGUGACCGUCCUUCGACUCUGCUUUCUUCGGACGCUAUCGUUUGAAGAAAAUAUUACCCGAGAUUACACGUUGAUCGGGAUCUGGAGUUCCAUCGAGAUAGACGUGAGCGUAGUCUGUGCAUGCAUGCCAGCAACUCGGCUAUUCCUCAAGAAGACGUGGGCGUCAAAGUUCGGAACCUCGGACAACCCAGCAACCGGAUCUUUCCAGCAGCACGACACGUCACGCUUUAGAUCUAGACACUCACGAGGCCCCCGACGCCUGCCCGACGCACACAUUGUAAAGUCUGUUGACAUUGACAUCUCUCACGCCAGACGGGAAGUGGACGAGAUGGAACUGAUUGAGUUCACGGGCUGGAGCAACUCAUCUGGAGGAGCCACCUCCUACAGGUCGUGA